Molecule: messenger RNA, 13162 nt
Organism: Lymnaea stagnalis (great pond snail)
Lineage: Eukaryota; Metazoa; Mollusca; Gastropoda; Lymnaeidae
Source: the annotation of a GenBank genome assembly
GCAAUUAGUAAAUUUAGGAAUCACCUGACGAUACCGAGUCGAUGUCAACAACUUUCAUCGUGGAAUGAUUGUUCUUUAUCAAUUCUGCAAAAGUACGUGACAUCCUGCAUUAAUAUUACUUAGACUUUGUAGGGUAGCCCGCUUACUUAUGGUAUUUAAGAUUUAAAUUAAUUAUUUUACCCACCAUUUGACGUUAGAUAUAAUUUUUUUGCCGAAACCAGAAGUAAAAGUCACGAAGAGGGGGCGCAGGCAGGGUUGUCAAGUCAUUAUUGUCAACAAACACUGUUAUUGUUUUUUACAGUACAAAAAUCUCAAAAAUAAUAAUAAUAUUAACAAUAACAUUAAAAAUAAGUAAUUUACUCAUUUGUUUGGGGGGGGGGGGGGGGGGGAAAAGCCAAAAGAUGGGGGGAGGAAAAGGGUUUUCUUUUGACUUUUUUUACAGUACAAAAAUCUCAAAAAUAAUAAUAAUAUUAACAAUAACAUUAAAAAUAAGUAAUUUACUCAUUUGUUUGGGGGGGGGGGGUGAGAAAAGCCUAAAGAUUGGGGGAGGCAAAGGGUUUUCUUUUGACUUUGAUGUUGACAGUUGACAUCAGAAUGACAAGACUUAAUAAUAACACUAUGGUAUGAUUAUGUCUAUGUCUAUGAUUAGUAGUAGUUAUGAUAUUGAUUAUGUCUAUGGGGAUAACAAGACAUGAUUGAUAAGUUGUAAUUGUAAGUCAUAAAAAUGUAUGUGGAAGACCUGGACAUUGGAAUACAGCUAAAAACUUUUAACUGCUAAAAAAAAAGAAAUAACAAGGUAAAAUAAGAAGUAAAAUUUAAAAAUGAGAAAAACUUACUCGUUGAAAAAAGAUAUACUAUAACCAGAGUGAUAAGUCUUUAAAAAAAAAUAACUUUAAAUCAAUUAAAUGACUGACGAAGUACAAGUUAGUAACAACCAAAAUGUAAUUAAAUUCAACACAACCAGGUCAAAAUAAAGAGAACUUAAAUUUCUACUAGCAUCACUUUCCUAAUAGUGUAAAAUAGGUGACCAAACGUCCCGUAAAAACGGGACUUCCCGUUUUUUCACGAUCGUCCCAGUGUCCCAAAAAAGUCUCUUGGGACACCAAAAUGUCCCGUUUCUAAAACCAAACAUAUUUUCAAAUCACUAAAACUUCCUGAUUUAUAAUAUAACUUCGAGUAAUAUUUUGACUAGCUGUGCAGCCAGUGCCAGUAGUGAUGUGGGCUCGUGUGACGGCUAAACUGUCCCCCUCCACCACUCUGCUGACGCUGCAUAAACGACAAUGUCCCUGCCAUAGAUCUUAUAUGUAUAGCGAAAGAAAUGAGACUUGAAGCUGUGGGGGGAAAAGGACAUAACUGCAUGGAGUGGAUACCCUUUCUGCAAUCCUGAGGUUCUCUACAUUUUUGAAAUGGACUGUUCUAGUUUUGACAACUUUAUAUUAGAUAAGAAGGAGGUUUUAACAAUGACUGGAACAACAGCCAAAUAUCCUCGAUUUAAAUCCUGACUAGAGAAAUUUAAUUUGUUGUACUGUAUGUUGUUGUAAAAUAUGUAUAAAAAUGAAUAAGUCUUCAAUUAUUCACUGCAAAAUUAUUGUUUUCGUUUAUGGUAUGCCUCAGAGAUUAAAUUAAAUUACAAAAGUGAAGGUAAAUUUAAAAAGAUUUCUAGGUCUCAAAAUAGUUAAAAUGUGCAUAUCUCAAUAAAAAAUUUCCGGCGGAGACCCCCGGACCCCUCUUUAGCUGUAGGGUAUCCCCCAAAAUCCUCCUUAGGUGUGUCCCCUUUUUCCCAGUUCAUGAUGUGGUCACCCUAGUGUAGAAUGAUGUAUACUAAAUUCCAAUAUAUCCCAAAACUCAUCCUUGAAUUUUGAAAUCCCGUCCCAUUAAUCCUCUUGAGACAUAUCCUUUUUUGACUGGAGCCCUUUUCACAAGCCCUGCACUUUGUAAAAAAAAUUUAUAAAAAAUAAACUAAAAUUAAUUUACAAAUAUAAAACUUUAUAUAUUCUUGUAGGGCAUCAAAUGAACUAAUUCAAUCUUUAUGAAUCAAAGUGAAAUCUCAACAUUUAUGCUAUUAAGAUAUCAUAAUUUGCAUAAUUUAUGCUUGCAAUAUUUGUUUAUUCUUAGAAAAAAAUUAAAUUAAAUGAAAUUUAAUGUGAAAAACUGCAUAAAAUCCUCCACUGUGGUGCUAUUGUCCUGGGGUUCCACUUUUCCGGAUUCGUGAGGCUAAAUACUUUUCGGCUCUGGAUUUACAAGUUUUUAUUUUCUCUCACUCCGGAUUCACCAGCUCAAUUUAUUCAAAUACGGAUUCUGUUUGUUUUUUUUAAAAUCGUGUAGUGUAAGAACAUGCGAUUGCCUAUUCAGCGAGGAGAGGGUUUGCUAUAAAUAGAACAGGUAAUGCGACCUCUCGCUUUUGUUUGCAAACCUCUCACUUUCGUUUGCAAGCACCUCACUUCUUGCUGUGUCAAGUUACUUUCUACAGUAUAUGAAUUUUAUGAGUUUCGUUAAGUUUCAGGGUUUGACAAAUUUGUUAAUGUAGUUUCAAGUUUCAAGAAAUUUUUAGAAAGGGAUUUCAGGAUUCACAGCUUUCAGUGAGUGGCACCCAUGCUUUUGUCUUUUGCAUAUUUCAAGAUCAAAUAUUUUUUAACCAUUUAUAGGGGUUACUAGGUACAAAAACAAAUUGCUAUAAAAUGACAGAACACUGUCAUCAAUGAAAGCCAUCAUUAAAAUGGUGAGAUGAGGAAGAAAUGGGAUAAGCAAUUAAUUAGCUUGUGCAAAGACCAGCCAGCCAAUGCAUUAUUGGGCUGAUGAAUCUGCCAUUUAUCUUUUCACCGUUCGAUUCUGAGCACCUCUCUCAAGAGGGUUAAUGGCUCUGUCAUCUGCUGUGGUAACUUGGGGGUAUUUUAAAUAAAUCCACUUGCUUAUCUUGUCAUUCUAUAUCACCCGAAGCCAGAAACCUUUUCCUGGCCUACCCUUUAUAAGUUUUUAUAUUUUAUUUUUAAAUAAAGAAAAUAUGUUUCUGCUAAGUAUAUUUAUUGCAAGCUUUUACAUUAAAAAAAUAACACAUACAUUUGAUAAUAUGAAUAUUUGUAUGUGACUUAUCUAGUAGAACACUAGUUAAAAUAAAUAAUCUUAAUCCCAAUUGCGCUAUAUAAUUUUCAUUAUUCUUUUUCAAUACCCUAUUAUCUACUGCAUGGAAUAUAUGUAAUUUUUAAAAGAUUAUAAAACCAUUCAUAAAAUGUAAUUUUAAGCCUUUUGAACCUCUGUUUUGAAAAUUAUAAAACCAGGCAAAAAGUAGAUAUUAUUCAACUCCGGGGUUUUUAACCAGGGGGGAAAGCACCCCCAGGAUGUGCAGAAGACGGUAUGAGAGUUGCGAGAAAACCCUCAAAAUCAGGUUUAUUAGCAUUUUUAUUAGCAAUUUUUGUUUUGGGAUGCAGUAAAUAUAUUUUGAAAUAGAAUUUGGGGUGCGAAAUAUAUUGAAAUAAAGAGGGGAUGCGGCACUUAAAAAGUUUAAGAAUCCCUGGCUUUACUGGAUAACUUAGAAAAUUAAUCAAAUCUAUCAAUGACACAAUUCUCACCAGAAAGGGACAUCUUGCAUAGAUUCUAGUGACUGACAUCAUAGCCAGGGACAUAACUUAUCACAGCUUUCUCACAUUAUCUCAACCUCUGUUAAAUCACAUGCAUUCUUUCCCUAUCAUUUAAUACAUCACAAUAUUAUUUAUAUCAUACAACAGGUAAAAUAAUCCAAGAUGAUUCAGUACAGUCCCCAUAUUGAUGAGGAUGAAGAAGAAAUCGAAGGGGUUGAGUUGACCAGAACAGAGCUCGUUUUCCAACAGAUGCAUGCUAGGGGUAGACACUGGCCACGAGCAAUUGGUGUAGUUGAGAUUAUUACUGGUAUCAUAUUGACUGUUUUAGGUAGGAAUGUUUCAAUGAUUUAUUUGUAUUUAGUUGUAAAACAAUGCAUACAUCUUCUGAGAUAAAAUUAUUUUAACGGGUCUAUAAAUAAAUAAAGAGCUGUCAUACAUUCUUACUGCACUUAUUUGUUAGUUAUUUUUAAAACAGCAUAACCUUGUUUUACCUUUAUAAAACAGCUUGUUUUUUUUUAGGGAUUUUAUGCUUGCAGUAUUUAAUUAAAACUAAAAUCACUUAAGCUUUUUUUUAAAACAGCUUUUUUGAAACAGCAUAAUAUGGUCAUUGCAUUCAUAAUAUAAAAAUGACAGGUGUCUUUGAGGUCUUUAUCCUGCCCCUUAUAGAGAGCAAAGAUGGAGAUGAGCUCAUUAUUUUUAAUAAAGGAAACUGUUAUGGCGUUGGUCUAUUGGCAGGAGCCACAGUGAGUUUUACCCUGCUUUCCUUUUUAAUUCUUAUAGUAGACCUGUUUACUCUUACGAUUUUGGCGUACAAUGUACGAUUUUUAGGCGUAUAGGUUGUAUAUACUGUUUAUUUUUUACUAUAAAUAUAACGUAUUGAACGAUUGUGUGAUGAUAUUUUACGAUUUUAAAAGUUUGAGAGUAAACAGGUAUGUUAUAGGAUUUUAUCAUUAUGAUUGUAUUGUAAUAAGUAAAUAUGUGUUGAUGUGACUACUACUACUACUAGGUGUCUUGGGCAAAAUAAGGAAGUCAAAUGAUGUAAAAUUUUUGUCAUCUGGUUUGGUUGUAGAUCUGAUCUUUUAUUUUCAGAUGGUAAUAACAGGAAGCACUGGAGUCAGAGCUACUCUCAGCAAAAGAGAUACAACCGUAAGUUUUCUGCCAGAUUACACAUAUCCAAAGUUGAAGUGAAAAUUAUAAUUCAGUUGUAAAGAAAUUUACUUCAUAUAACCAUUGAACCUUUAGUUUUUAAGAACAAAAUCUUUUGAUCUUUUCAAAAUAGAAAUUUUAAAAAUUGUAUUUGCAGGUGCUGAGAUUUUUUAACUUGACAAUUUUGUCACUAAUUGUGUAUGCUGGUCUUACAUUAUUUCUUAUUGUGGCUUAUGCAAAUGGUUGGACUGCACCAGAUCAGUAUCAGGUACUUAAAGCAAAUUAGGCUAUUUUACAUAAAAUUAACACAGCUAAUGAUAGGAAUACCAUAUAAUAUGUUGCAAUACAGUCUCCAAAUUUAUAUUAAUUUUGAUGUUUUUAUGAUGUUCCUAACCUCUGGAUUUAAUGAAAUGAUUUGUUAGCAAAACUUUUCCCAAAAAUAUCAAACUACUCAAUGUUUUUUUAAUGGUCCAGAAUGGGAAUCAAAACUGCCCAUCUCCACAUUAUGAUCCAAAUUAUGUACCAACAUAUAAAAAGGCUGCGUCAAAUUUUGAUUAUGCUGUUAAAAUUACCCUCCUUAUCAUUAAGAGGGACAUUUCUAUUCCUCUUUCACUUGCACAUUUUGUGGAAUGGGUAAAUCAAGGAUCCGCCAAACUUUGAUAAAUUAAAAUAUGCCUCCAGACUGAGCUGUGUACAAAAUGUCAGCUCUAUACCAUUUUUACAUACCAGAGAUAUUAGCUGUUGAAUCUACUAAAAAGUGUUAAAACAAAAUCAUAAAAGUUAUAUUAAAAUUCCAUAUUUUAUAAGCUUUAUUUAUGGUACGCCUGUUAACAGUGGCAAGGUUUAGUUAAUGAUUAUGCUAAUUAAAUAAAUACUUUGCUGUGUAUAAUAUGAUGAAUUAUUUAUCUUGGACAGCCUGGCAGCUAUAUGGGGGAAGUCCACGUGUUUGUCACAAUAUUCACAGUGAUGGGGCUACUGUUUGCUUUAACUGGAUUUGUGCAGUACUUUGAUGUCAUCUGCUGUGGGGCUAUCCCCUUGUGGGUGCAGUGGAUUAGAUGUUUCUGUGGAUGCUUUUAUAGGGUAAACUCUUUUUUUUUCCUAUUACCAAUAAUAAUAAUUUUAUAAAUGUGAAUCUACAAUUAUUUAAAAUGGUGUCAUCAAUAGCUCAAUAAGUAAUAGCGCCUGGACACGUCCAUUUUCAAAAUAUUUUUAUAAAGAUUGUGUCAUUGUACUCACAGGUUUUGAACCAAAUCUUGCUAGUGGAACAUCACAUUUGGCGUAAACAUUGUUUGAGUCACUACAACUCCAUGUAAAUUGUCAAAUAUUAAAUAUUAUUGAUCACAACCCAAUACUUUUCUGCAAGUGGACUGGGAAAUCAUAAUAUUUUAAACCAUUACUUUUAAAAUGCUAGAAAAAAAGUAAUCUGCAGCUUGUAAAAUGAUUUAGCAGUAAAUACAUGCAUUAUUUUAUUAUAAUGACUUUUUAUUCAGAAAAGCUCUUAGUAAAAGAAUAGUUUACAUCUCGGGGACUCCGUAAAGAAGACUAGUCUUAUUCUGUAUAGUAAUUUCUUUUUCCUGCUUUAUUACAGUUUGAAGGUACUGCCUAGUCAGGUAUCACGUUGAAAACAUUUUUAUAACAAAAUUAAAUAUUAACAAACAAAAUAUACUUAUUCAGUUGUGUGUAAUUGAAAAAACCCCACUAGUUAUGGAGAUAUAAUGCUUGCGCAAAGGCUACAAUAUCUUGUUAUUUUUUAUAUUAUAAGUACAAACAAAUAUAACUAUUCUAUACACAUGUACCAUAAAAGUAUCAAUUGUCUGUACAAAAGUACCAUAAAAUAUCACAUAUCGUAUAUACUAAACAUUAGUCUGAGCCAUGAGUUUUGUAAAUUUAAAAUUAAAAAGUUUGGUGUGAAAAAAAUUUUGUUGGAAAUUUUUGCUCCCAUAACCUCAGCCCCUCAUAUAUCAUAUUUCUGCCUAUCGCAAUUUUUUUAAUCAUUGCAAAUAAAUUAGCUAGAUAACUUUUGUUAGACAUUGCUAUUGCUCUGAUGCUUUUAGUACUCAGUUUGUGUAUUCUUUUAGGUCAUCAAAACUUUUAAGAUCUUCUUAGCGUCAUGUAAUCUUUGAACACACUCAAAUUGUUUUCACAUAAUUUUUGUUAUUUUUAGUAAGGGUUGAAAAAGUUUAUUUCAUUCGUGACAAAAGCUGGGUUGGUGCAAAGAUGAUUUAAAAUCAUUUGGGGUCAUGAUGUGCAUUGCAUUUUUAAAUGGACAUUUUAAUAUCAGUCUUUCUUAUCCUGUGGUAGGCUUACCCCUGGGGUCAUGCGGAGGACCGAUUGGGGGUACCGGUACCUAAAAAUUAUAUUGAUAAUGACAAAAAGCUUUUUUACACCGAUUUAUUUUCAAAAAGCUAUAUUUCAAUAUUUAGAGGUAUAUCGACAACAAAUAUUUUCCACAAAAAUAUUUGUGAAAGAAAAUUAAUAAUGAGAACCCCAAACUGUUGUAUUAAAGUCUCAAUUGACGUUUUCCUGUUUUAUUGUGAAAUAUUUUAUUGCAAUAUUUUACUUUUUUUAAGAUUCAUUUGAGCUACAUCAUUUGUUUGUUUUUUUAAAAAGGAAGAAGCUAAAAUAACUAGUAAAACAGAAAAUAACAGCCAAUAAAUUUCAUUAGCUUUAUCUGCUGAAUUUGAUUAUUUACUAAUCUUUUUUAAAAACUUUUUUUUAGAGAUGAAUGGGUUAAGGGAAAAGAAGGGAGUGGUUGGUGUACUCAUAAAUAAAAUGUAUAAUCAAGGGGUACAGGGAGAAAAAAAAAGAUUGGGAACAGCUGCACUAGAUGAUAGAUCUGUUGACAAGAGUCAGAUGAGUAACAAGGACUUCAUUCUCCAGAGCUGAAACUGAAUGUUUUGGACUGCUCUGAGCUACAGCAAUUUUCUAUUAUUUUAAAAAACGGCAACCAUUUUUAAAAAUGUUAAAAGGAUUUUUUUUAAAUUUUACAAAUCAAAAGAUUGAAAAUAGAGUAAGCUGAAGUUUUAUUAGUCUUGUCUUUUCAUGAUAUGGUUAAGUGUAAGAGUAGAAGUCGGAAGCAGAGCUUUUAUUAAAAAUGGCUUUGGAUCUUGGAUCAUGCUGAGGGAUGUGGAUGCAGUUACCAUCUUCUCUACAGCAGAACAUAAGGUGGUACUGCGUAGCGCCGUAAGCACUAUGAGUUUUACUUGAUCCGUUUUAACUAAGUGUCUCUGCUGUGAAGAAUCAUGCCUCACUUUUCAAAAUUCCGCCCAGAAUUACUAAAGCCAUCUCACUUGUUGUUGGCUGUUACAUUGACCCCUAUGUCAUCAUCAUGCCAAAGCAGGUUUUAACAGGAAACUUCAGCUGCAUAAACUGGAAGUGCUAGUCAGAGGUAAUCAUAGACAUUCAGGGUAUUAAUUCUUUUUCCCCUGCACCACAGCCUGGGAAGAUGGUUGCAGCAGUGACAUUUCUGUCAGGCUUUAACCUGCAGCCUGGUGAUGUUACAAAUUUUAGGGGGCAUCAGAUUGUCCUGCUGCAUGAUUGGUCAAACGCCAAACUCACAACAAGAACUAAGCUGCAGGUGUACCAGGCCUGCGUACGGAGCACACUACUGUAUGGAUGCGAGUCGUGGACCACAUACUCUAACCACGAAAGAAGGCUCAAUGGCUUCCACCUCAGAUGCCUGCGCCACAUCCUUGACAUUAAAUGGCAAGACAAAGUCCCCAACACGGAUGUCCUGUCCCAAACAAACAUGUGUAACGUCCCAGCCAUGUUAAUCCAAAGACGCCUCCGCUGGCUUGGACCGUCAAGCGAAUGCAACCUGGUCGCAUACCAAAGGACGUGCCAUACAGCGAGCUGGCGACAAGGAAAAGUUCAGUUGGACGGCCUCGUCUGAGAUACUUAGACAUAUGCAAAAGAGACAUGAAGUCGGCCAAUAUCGAUCGACAUCUCAAACUGGGAGGAGCUGGCAGAGGAUCGAUCCUCAUGGCGGGACAUCGUGAAGGCAGGAUCACUACAUGCCGAGGAGCAAAACAGGGGGGAAACAGCUGCAAAAAGAGGGAGGAGGAAGGUCGGUAAACACUGCUACACCGCAUUCCUGUGUGGGAAAUGUAACAGAGACUGCCAAUCGAGGAUUGGUCUCACCAGCCACACCAAGAGCUGCAAGCAAUAAAGAUAAUUAUCGUCUCCCGCAGAUGGAAAGAUGCCAUACAUGAUUGGCUUACGAACUUUCAGAAAGAAAUUAUGUGCUUGAAUCCUUUAAGUGUGAAGGAACUCUACCCGGUUGUGAACCACAUCCUCUUACUCAACCAUGGUGUCCACAGACAUCUCACCAUCUCGGUAGGAAGUUGAUCCAAUAAAUAAUUAUUGAUGCUUGCUGCCAUGUUGUUUUUUUGUGUAAGAACAUUUCUUUCCUUAAACCGUACCCAAUUAUCCAUGUGUAAAUUUGUCAAAUAAAAGUAUAUGUUUUCACUCAUUGUCUUAAAGUCUAUAACAACUUCACAGAGAUACCCGGAGUGUAUACCUUGUCAUUAUUUUUGACAACUUCACAGCGAAUACCCGGAUUGAAUAUCACAUAUCCUAUUUGAAGAUGGGUGUUUAAGAACUCCCCUGCCUUUAGAUUGCUUGUGAGAUUAUCCCUCAUGUUAAGUCACAAAGGUUGGACUUGGAAUUAAGGCAAUAGGUGGGAUGACUUAAGACAGGCUUUGACCUUAUCAGAUUAUGUUAUUGUAAGAAAGACGAGUAGUAUCUGCCUGGAGUCACCCAACAGUAGCAUGAUAGUCCCACUCAUAGGGCAGUUACUUCUCCUGAUGCUCUGAAGGGUUCUAUCCAAUGCUUCUAUUUCCCCAUUGUGAGCCAUGGUGGAAUCAUCCCAAAAAUUCAUCUUGUACUCCAGAAGUACCUGAGCUGUAUUACACUGUUUCGAAAUGUACAAAGUAGUCUCAGAGUGACUUAAAUUGAGAGGUAGAUUGAAGGCAGAGGAGUGUACUGUCUCUCCACCAUCCAUAAAUAAUUAUUGUCUUUUCUUAUCUUGCUCUGUGAGGCAACAGGUUAGUCUCUGCACACCAAUAAAAAUAAAGUAUUGUCAAAUCUCAUGUUUAUUAGCAAAAAACCAUAGAAACCCUAUAGCCGGUUCACUGCAUCCUUUUUAAUUAUUUUUAAAAAAAAACUUUUUUGACAUUGAAGUGUAACAUCUUCCAAGUUUUAAUUUCCUAAAAUGACUAAGAAUGCUAUUCUAAUUAUUUCUAUUUUCAACUUCACAACCCCCACCCCAGAUUAGCACCUGAGGGAUUUUUUUUUAGAUUUCUCAAUUUUUGUAGGGAUGAUGAUAUCAGCAUUAUGUUGUCACCAAUGCCACUGAUCUUUUAUUUAUCUUUACCCACCUAGAAAGCUGCACCCUUUUUCUCCUUAAACUUAAAGCGGUCUCAAUUAAUUUUGAAUUAAUUAUCAUAUGUUAAACUUUAUUAAUAUUUGAUUUAGAAUUGACACCUUUAAAAAUAUUGAAUACCUAAAAUGAAAACAACGAAAUUCUAAUGUUGAAUAUAAUGAUUAAAUAUUAAUUAUUAUCUUGUCAAAUUUAACAAUAAUCCAGCUUAAUUGAUUUUUUUUUUAAAGUAUCUUCAUUUUAUGGGGAUAUUUAACCUUAGAAUCUGGGUUUAGUACUUAAAUUUAAAUAUUCUUGUUGCGUGCAAAGCUGCAAAAAUAAAACAGCACAUGUUCAAAUGCAGUGCAAGUACUAUAAAACUGCUAUCAAAACCCAAGGCAAAAAAAAAAAAACUGAAUUAGGAAAUAAACCAUUGCUUCUACUUCUAUAUCUGCUUCAAACUUUGAUCAUUUUAGACCACUUAAAAGCUAAAUUUUAAAAAAAACAACUGUCAAUGCAUGCCUAGGGUAUAAGAGGAAUCUCCAUUGAAAAUACAGCUUUAAAAGGCAUGUUGUUCUUGAGAUCUCUUACCUAUCGGUCAUUGAGAGGUAUUUGUCUAUAUAUAUAUAUAUAGAUAGAUUAUCUUCACGAAUAUUUGAUUCUUACCUGUGUAAUCAUACAUAUAUAUUUAUUUAUACGCUUGAAGCUUAUUACAGAUGUGAACUUAUGGCAAUGAUAUAAUAAAUCCCAUUUAGCCAGAUUCCCUUGUGCUAUCAUUUUAUGAAUAUUUUUGUAUGCUUUACCUCCCUCUCCUAAUUUAUUUAAGCGGAUAUUUUAUUCUCCUGUUUUUCGGUACAUGCUCCACUCCUUCAGCUAGAUUUUUUUUUCGUUAUAAUAGGUAAUGUGACAUUUCUGUCAUAAUUAUUUUUCAAUUUGAAGGCAAAAUAUCAUUUGUAUAUUGUAUGAGACAUUUAGAGAAAAAAAUCAUUUAAUAUAAUAAAAAGUUAAAUUAUUUAUAAUUAAUUUCCUCAGACUCAAAAAAUAAAAAUUUUACAAGUAACAAAUUAAUGUAUUUUUAACCUCUUUGAAGCAGAAUUUUGAUGUCAGUUACACAUAAAUGAUACAAUUAGUUGCACAAAAUGAACUGUUUUUAAUCUCUCCCUACAGAGGCCAGAACGGCUCUCAUUAGAAGCAUCCCUUAGAGAGGAAUUCAGCUCCAAUAACAAUCCCAUCUAAUCAUUACCAUCAUGGAAGUUCUAGCUGACUCCAAGACUAUUGUUUAAACAGAUUCCAAUAUCUUCCAUGGUCAAUUGUUUGCUACAGAUCAACAUUGUAAGUGUUGAGUAAGCAUUGUAAGGGUGAGAAGGAGUGAGGACAAGUGGCAUUUUUUUGUUGCUUGCUUACUUCAGUGCUGAAAUGUCUCCAAGAUUAUGGAGAUUUUACAUUAAUAAGUCACAUUCACUUCAUAAUUCACCUAGGUAACGUAGUAGAAUCACAAUUUUUUUCCUCUGUGUUCCAUAUAUCCAAAAGCUGUAACGACCCGUAUGUAUUACAGUUACAGCAUUAUUGAGUUUUACCAUGUUGUAAGACAUGGUGCCUGAUUAGAGCAUUCUAUUUUUGCUAAGGUUGGUGUCCAUAGUGGGCAUAUUUAUGUCACUGGUAAGGAACAGUGGGAUUUGAACCUGCUUUGAAUCAAUCUGCAUGUGUAUGGCUUAGUAACUAUUCACAAUUUGUUUGACAAAAAAACCAAGGAAUAAAUUAGGAAUUAACUUGAAUGUUUAUGAAGUAUCCAAAUACAAUUUUCAAGGUUCUUUUACUUGGAUUUUUAAAUAGUUAUAAAAUGUUAAUUACAAAUGUAUAGCUUUUGCUUCUUCUGUGUAGUUGGCUGUGUCAUAGACUGAGAACUGAAUGUUAAGCCAACUGCCCACAUUCUAACAAGUUAUUAAAUCUGGAUAAUUAUUUUGCAGAAACUUUGUCUAUGAAACGUAAAGAGAAUUUAUCUAUUUACUUAAAAAUAUCUUUGAUUCAUUUCUACUUUCAUUUUCUACUCUAAAAGUGUUAAGAAUCUUUGAAUAGUAUUUGAUUUCUUAUACUUGCAAUACAAGUUGCUAAAAAAUAAUGACUAAAAAUGAGGAGACAGCAAGUCAAAGCAAAUUUUUUAAAAAAAGUUUUGACUACUGGUACCUGUUAAAAAAUCGCACUCAAAAUUCAAAUAUUCAGUAUUUCAUAAUUCAUUGUUUUUUUUAGCAAAAAUCACAUUGUUUUAACUUUCAUUUACUUAUGUUGAAUUAUCAGUAUUUGUAUUUCAUAAUGCUGCAGAUAUCUAUCUUGACUUCAGUUGAAUUUUACUUUUCUGUCUGUGUAUUGAUGAUCAUUGACAAUUAUAAUGAUGGAUGCUAGCAAUACUCUUCGAAUCUUUUGCAUUUAACAUUAUUUAGAUUUACUGUUAUUUUUUAAUUUACUUUAUGGCAAACUUGAAAAAAAAAUGCUUUUCUAUUUUGAGAAUCAUUCAUGCCUGCCAUUUGCACCUUUUUGAAACAUUGAUCAAAAUACUAAGCUUCAUGUUACACUGUAUUUCUACAGUCAUGUUUAAAUUUAUCAUUCAUAUAUAAUGUUUAAAAAAGAGAUUAACAAUACAACAGAUGUGCACUGUCAAUAACUUAUGUUUUCUCUGUAUGUGACUGCAUUAGAACUAGGGGAACAUUUAUCAUUUAUUUAUCUCUCGUUAGCAGAAUCAUUUUAAUUUGUUAAUUUUUUUUUUUAAACACUUGACACAAUUAUUCAUCAGAAUGAAUUACUAAUUUAAGUAUAUAAUAUAAAUGAAUGCACUUGUAAAUUAUUGCAUUAUUUGGUCUACCUCUUACAUUUAUUUCAAUUGUCUAAGUUUUCUUAAAUCACUAAAUUGGCCAUAAGUUGAACAAAAUGACUAAUGGCUGUGAAACUGUUUUUGAAUGUGUUUUUGUUACUUAUUAUUUUAUCAUUUAUGCUCUGCCUAAUCUAUUUUUAAAUAUUUUGUGUAUAAAGAUAGAUGAUAUAAAUACUCUAUAUGAAAUUUUUAGAAGUACAAAUAAAAGUUUGUCCU